Messenger RNA from Penicilliopsis zonata CBS 506.65, 331 nucleotides. RefSeq lists its product as hypothetical. NCBI's taxonomy places the organism in Eukaryota, Fungi, Ascomycota, Eurotiomycetes, Eurotiales, Aspergillaceae. The record is from RefSeq and is a predicted model, not a curated record. The transcript has a single exon. The coding region runs from base 14 to 325 and encodes 103 amino acids.
GCUAGACAAGAGGAUGAAUGUGGGUGAGAGAGAAAGAGAGAGAGAGAGAGAGAGAGAGAGGAAGAGGGGAAGGAAAUUGUUGGAAGGAAGUGGGAGAGAGGGAGAACGGUUUAGGCAGGACCUCGCUGUCAUUUAUCUAUCAGAAAAGGCAGGCGCAGUCCUCGGCUGCAGUACUCCGUACCUACCUAGGUACUCUCUCAUGACAUCUCCCGUCCAGCCUCUUUCCUUCCCGUCAGAGCUCAGCUGUCCCGAUUGGGGAGAUCAGUGGGGCGCCAAGAAGUGGGGCUCCUGGAAAGCUCCAGCGGAUUAUCGAUUGACUCGAUAACAUGAC